AUGUAUCUCGGGAGCAAACAUGAGACAACAGCUGCAACUUCCACGACGCCAUCAUCGAUAACGACCACAGCAUUUUCAACAACCACAACGUCUCCUGCAACAGCACUGUUGCCCAUAGCGACGCAGGAGACGUAUCUAACCAUAGAGAGGCCGCUCUCUCGCCGUCAGUCGAGUCCGAGUUUAGUGAUAAAAGAACUGGCUGAGCAAGAGGACAUUGUCCAAGAGCUGGCCACCAGCUUGCAGGCCACCAAGCUGCUGCAUAAGUCGGCCAGCUGCAAGAGCGCAGAUCUCGAUAUUCAAAACUUUGGGGAGGGCAAGCAAUCCAAGAAAUCUCAUAGGUCGGCCUGGGGUCGGGUCAAGGACAUCAUUCACACUCGCAAAGACAGCAUCAAGAAAAAGCCCAAACGUGCAAAAACUGGCAUAGACAGCGAAGAAACCAGCGAGGCCGACAUGGAAGUGUUACUGGAGGACCACUGGGCAUCAGAUGUCUUUGACGACGGACUGCUCGGCCGGUCAACGCCCAAGUCAUCGCCAUUGGUAAGCAGACAGCAGAGCAGCAAGAGGGCCAGCGAUUCACUGCCUGGGGUUGCCGGCGCUGGUCCCAAAACCUCUCCCUCGAGAAUGUCCGGUCAGACAGCCACCGUUAGCCCCGGCAAUGUCGACAUGGCCACGCUGCUGGCCGGUAGCGUUAGUAGCGAGUUCAAUAAGAAGAUGCAGGAGUGGGAGCAGAUCAGGAGCAAGAAGGCCUCGUUUCGGGUGACCACUCAACUCUGCCCCCGGUGUCUACUUAACCCUGCUCAAGGUGACCACCUGCCCCCGGUGUCUACUCAACCCUGCUCAAGAUGCCCACUAAACCCCUCCCUAUAUGUCAGCUUAACCCUGCUCCUGGUGAUGGGCGUGAUGCAAGUUUCUAUUGUCUGGUCUCAGGUAGAGAGAGAGCAGGUGAAACUAGAGAAAGAAAAACAGCGCCUGGAGAAGGAACGACUGAGAACCCUGGAGCGUGAAGCCAAACUGGAAAUGCUGAAAGGAAGACUCAGCCAAGUAGACAUGGACGGCGGCCUGAGAAAGCCAGGUCUCAUUCCUCUAGCGGGUAGUCUAGAGAGAGCCAACAAAGAGCUGCUGGACAGUCUCCAGAAGAAGGAGUUGGAGUACGCUGCUGUCCAGGAGCAGGUCCAUCAGGUCAAUGAAAAACUGGCCACAGUCCGGGAAAACCAUACCACAGAGAUGGCGCGAUUUCACCGUGAGCUGGCCAGAGGCAGCUUGUCCGGUCCGGCGAACCUGCAGGUGGAGGAGCUAGAGACCACAGUUGGAGACCUGGAAGACAGGAUUCACAUGAUGGAGAAUUUGGGAGAAACACUGGCUUCUUCCAUGGAGAGUGCAGCUGUAUCAGACAGCCGUCAAACAGUGGCAAAGGAGGAAACAAUGUAG
Messenger RNA from Candidula unifasciata, 1428 nucleotides. Lineage: Eukaryota; Metazoa; Mollusca; Gastropoda; Stylommatophora; Geomitridae. The record is from the annotation of a GenBank genome assembly.